UUGGUGAUCGACAUACUUGCUUGUUUAAGUUUCACAAAACUAUUUAAUAAAUUUUCAAUCAAAAACGGAGAAAACAAAUUUGUGAAAUAUAUUUAUUUCCAAUGAGACCAAGAAGAAAAGAAAAAUCUUCGAGCCAGAAGAUUUCACGGUGGGAUCGAAUUCGUAAACGAAAUGUUACUAAAUAUUCAUUUUCAAUUAAUUCGGAUAUCGUGGAAAAUCUUUUCGGAAAGGAGUACAUCAAUCAAUCUCACGAAUUAGCAUUAUGUGGCAAAUGUGAACCAAACAAAAUACUAGAUCCUCUUCUCGUUAUGGAUAUGCGUCAUGAAAUGUUUCGAAAAAUACCACGAAAAUUGCCAACAAUAACAGUGAGCGGUCGGCGCACCCUGGACGCAUGCAUCUCCCAUAACCAGGUUGUAGAAUCUCGUUACAUCACGAAUGAAUUGAAAAAAUUGCGGCAGCAACUACAAAAAAAUUACAAGAAAAAUAUGAUAAAUGGGAAACUUAGAGAAAAUACUAAAAAAGAUAUAUAUAAUUUGGACAACGAAAACCUCAUGCAGAGUUUGGAAAGAACCGGCAAGCAUAUUGCAAAUUUUUAUGCAGCGCCAUUGGAGGCAUUGCAAGUAGUUAACCAGUUAUGUGAAACCGAAAUAAGCGAAAGUUCCAUAACUGAAAAAGUGGCCAAUGAAGAAGAAAAUAAUGAAAGCCUUCAUGCAAUUAUUACUGGUAAAAGCAGCAAGAAGGAAAUCUAUACAAAAAAAGCAUGUGCUGCAGGGAAAUGUCUACAAAUAAUAGAUGCAGUGGAUGAUAAUAUUAUUCAAUAUUCUAGGGAAACUGUUUUACACAAAGGAAUUGAGCUGCAAACCGAAGAAACUGAAUUCAAAAGUGGCAUUGUAAAUGGGUCUACCUUUGUCUCUGAAAACAAUUUAGGGAUUGAAGGCCAGCUUAUUCGUAAAGACUCUUGUGAAUGCCGUACUGUUAUCGCUACAAAUGAUGUAAUUCAUAACAGUUCUUUUUGUCAAGCGCGAUGCGUACGCUUCGAUGAAUCGGUGGAAGUAAGGAAUUUUAAUCAGGAGAACUCUAUACGCUCCAAUACCAGUGAUGGAAUUGAUUCAGUUGUAUCGGAUAUAGAUGAAGAGACACUUUUCGAACUGCCAAUGGGAGCUGAAGAAAAACUGUCUAAGGAAACGGGAUCGCAUACAUUGUCCAAGAACACAUCAACAACAAGUGAAUUUAAUAUACAUAUAAACGGCACACAGACGCCACAAAUUAACGGAAACUCAUUAGAGCCACUCAUUAUUAAAGGAUUAACUAACCCAAAACAAUUAGAUUCUGAACAAACAACCUCUGAAGAUAUGGAAGAAGAAAGCAAUUCCAACUAUGAACAAAACUUGAUUAUUGAACAACUCUUCCAGUCCCGUGCAAACACUAACCACACCUUGCUACGAAAAUAUUUCCUAAAGUGGAUUCAUUUCAUCACCAUUGAGAAAAUUGAAAGAGAAGAUGUUUCUAGUAAGGGUGAGCGUAUACAUAAAAUUAAUUUGUUUUUAGAUAAAAUACGCAAGGAGAAAUUGCGUCUGACCCGUAAAGCACGUCAAUGUACUGUUGGGCGAGGAAGCGGCGAAACUCAAAUGAAGCCAGCGGGUUCGACACAAGUAACCAAAAAAUAUCAGAACAAAAUUAAGAUCCAACAAGACAUAAUAGAUCUACAGCGACUCAAACUUGAACGUCAGGAACGUAUAAUUAUCGAAUUAAAGUUGAACAAAUUGUCCGAUGCAGCAAAAGAGGACCGUCAAGAUUUAAAAAAUGUACUAAACUCUUUCAUACAGCAUGGAGAUCAUAAAUUCAAAGCAAAGGCGAAAUGUGUGCAGCUAAUUGGUAAUCUUCGAGACGAGAAAGACGAAAACAUGACGAAUUUGCAAGGAAAAGCUAUGAAUAUUCCUAAAUUUUUAAUGGAAAUGCAGGAACGUGCUUUGGAAAGAAACAUUCGGCAUGAAAAAGCGCGCCAACGGCGUUUACAACAGGAAGCUGAAAAGGAAGCACAAAAAAUGGCAGCCGAGGAAGCAAAGCGUUUAGAAGAUGAAGAGGCUAAGCGAUUGCGUAUCGAAGUUUUGAAAGAAAAACGGCGACAAGAGAAAAUGGCUAAAGUACUUAAAGAACGAGAAUAUCAACGAACACAGGAGGCCAAACGUAAAGCCGAUGAAUUUUACCGACGCUUGCUUCUUCGUCGUAUUGGAAUGGAGGGAUUUAAAAGAUUGAUACGACGUAAAUAUGAAAAUAAGAGAAAAUGUGAGCAGUUAAGACGAAAUAUUUUCAAACGCACAUAUUUUUUGAGUUGGCGGGACUACUAUCUAAAAUUGCGUAACGAAAAGUUAACGUUGGCCGAUGAAUUAUAUGAUAAAUUUUUAAAGCGAAAGAUAUUGCGAGUAUGGCAAUUACAUGCUGAAGAAGAACGCUGCAAAUUGAAUACUGCUCUUGAUUGGUGCGAUUUUAAGCGAACUGAAAUGGCAUUCAAAUGUUGGGCUCAAUACAGUAUGCGCAUGUGGGCGAUUGACGCUGCUAAAAUGAAUCAGGCGAAAUCACAUCAUGAAUGGCAUUUAAAAUGGAAAGUGCUCGAUUGUUGGCAACGAUUACCUCAAAUAUUGCAGUUAGAAAGAGAAACAGAGGAAAGACGGCAGCGAUGGCGUAUGAAAAUAUGGGAACUUUUGCCAGACUACACACCCAACAGAGAUUACCCCUGAUAAGAGCGAAAUGCAGCUAUUGCUACAUUACCCCAUUAUAUAUUAAUUAACUUAUACUGUAGUUCAACUUUAUUUAAUAUAAUCUAUUAAUUGCGACAAA
Messenger RNA from Anastrepha ludens (Mexican fruit fly), 2838 nucleotides. RefSeq names its product trichohyalin. NCBI's taxonomy places the organism in Eukaryota, Metazoa, Arthropoda, Insecta, Diptera, Tephritidae. The record is from RefSeq and is a predicted model, not a curated record. The coding region runs from base 102 to 2738 and encodes 878 amino acids. The transcript has 5 exons. Gene Ontology annotation, molecular function: phosphatase binding.